CGCGGAUUUGCGUGUGACGUAUUAAAGGAAAGAGGAAAAGAUGCUUAAAGCGUUUGAAGCCGGAGCUCCGCCGUUCAGACCACGUUUCGGUGACUCAGGCAGCGGAUCCCCCGACGGAGGCGAUAUUUAGACCGACUCAUCGGUGACAGAGCGCGACAGCAGAGCCGCCGGAAAAGAGAAGAAAGGGAGGAAGGAGAGGAGGAAAGAGAGAGCCAUGUCGAAUCUGAAGAAGAGAAGCUCCGGCGCGUCCGGGGACCGAGAUGAGGACAAGCAGGUGACCGAGAAGAUGCUCUCCUCGGGCGGGGAGAACGGCAGCGCCAGCCGGUCCGAGAGCGAGGCUGCCCGCAGCCCCGGGAGCGAGGUGGCCGCGGCGGCGGACGGGGAGGAGACGGUGGCGCUGAAAAGGACCAUCACGCUGACGAACGGCGUGGCCAUCAUCGUGGGCACCAUCAUCGGCUCCGGGAUCUUCGUGACGCCCACCGGCGUGGUGAAGGAGGCCGGGUCCGUGGGGCUGUCCCUGGUCGUCUGGGCAGUGUGCGGCGUGUUCUCCACGGUGGGCGCGCUGUGCUACGCCGAGCUGGGGACCACCAUCACCAAAUCCGGCGGAGACUACGCCUACAUCCUGGAGGUCUACGGCUCCCUGCCCGCCUUCCUCAAGCUGUGGAUCGAGCUGCUCAUCAUCAGACCCUCCUCGCAGUACAUCGUCGCCUACGUGUUCGCCACCUACCUUCUGAAGCCCAUCUUCCCCUUCUGCCCGGUGCCGGAGACCGGGGCCAAGCUGGUGGCGUGUCUCUGCAUCCUGUUGCUAACUGCUGUGAACUGCUACAGUGUUCGCGCAGCCACUCGGGUCCAGGAUGCCUUCGCUGCUGCAAAGCUUCUCGCCCUGGGACUCAUCAUCGUCAUUGGCUUUGUGCAGAUUGGCAAAGGUGAUGUUGCUGCCCUCCUGCCUGAAAACUCCUUCAAAGGAUCCAAUAGUGACUUUGGUCAAAUCGGUUUGGCUCUCUACAGUGGACUCUUUGCGUAUGGAGGCUGGAAUUACUUGAAUUUUGUCACAGAAGAAAUGAUAGAGCCAUACAAAAACCUGCCCCGUGCCAUUAUUAUCUCCCUGCCCAUCGUCACCUUGGUGUACGUGUUGACCAAUCUGGCGUACUUCACCACCCUCAGCCCAGAGGAAAUGCUGAACUCCGAAGCUGUGGCUGUGGACUUUGGAAACUAUCACCUCGGCCCCAUGGCCUGGAUCAUCCCUGUGUUUGUGGGACUGUCCUGCUUUGGAUCUGUCAAUGGCUCACUGUUUACGUCAUCGAGACUGUUCUUUGUGGGGUCACGCGAAGGACAUCUCCCCAGCCUGCUGUCCAUGAUCCACCCAACCCUGCUGACCCCGCUGCCCUCUCUCCUCUUUACCUGUGUGAUGACUCUCCUCUACGCCUUCUCCAAUGACAUCUUCUCAGUCAUCAAUUUCUUCAGCUUCUUUAACUGGCUCUGCAUCGCCAUGGCCAUCCUUGGAAUGAUGUGGCUGCGCUACAAGAAACCGGAGCUGGAGCGGCCGAUUAAGGUGAACAUCCUGCUCCCCGUUUCCUUCGUGUUAGCGUGUCUGUUCCUCAUCGUGGUGUCCAUCUGGAAGACCCCUGCUGAGUGUUGUAUUGGAUUAGCCAUCAUCAUCACCGGGGUGCCCGUCUACUUCUUCGGGGUUUGGUGGCAGAACAAGCCCAAAUGGCUCCUGCAGGCCAUCUUCUCAACCACAGCGACUUGUCAGAAGAUGAUGGAGGUGGUGCCUCAGGAGUCUUGAAGACCAAUCGGAUCAGUGGGAAGCCCUCCUUCUGCGCACAAAAACGAAAAGACUGUACCUUUCCUCCCCGUCGACCUCCCCCUACCUCUGCCAAGCAGACUUUCAGCCUGUCCCUGCGGUUAAACGGAUAAAAAACCCAUGGCUAGGACGUCACCCUGUACCUGUACAUGUACCUGACGGGGGAGUGAGGAGUGCAGCAGGUUAUUGGAACCAGGGUCUUUCUUUUUUUAAAAAAAACCUCUAUUAUUUAAUUACUUCUCUUGCUUUGUACAGUCUUUACAUUUCUAAGUACCAGCUUUUUUCUUUUGACAUUCCUCCCUUAGUCAUAUGACCUCCGUGUGUGAGGCUGCAUUCAGAAUCGCUCCCAGUUUAAGAAAUAGUGAACUGUUGUAGUGCAUCAGUCAUUUUGUAGUGGCCAGCCAGUGCACUAUUUAGCCAACUAUGUAGUGAAUAGUGAGUAAGUUUCUGAACACAGCACAUGUGUAAUGUAAUAUAAUGGCAUAGAUACGGACAGCAGCGGUGAGCCAGUGAGUCGGUCAGCAUAGCGUUCACUGUUCAAUAGAAAGCUGUUGAUUAUGGGCUUAUGGGUGUGUAAGUGGUAGCUUAUAUAGUUGUAUGCAGGGCAGUGUGUGCAUUGGGCCAAUAGUGGCUCAUCAUUGCCUGUUUAUAGACACAUUAUUGUCUCUCAGAACUUGUCUGAUAGUGUCAUGUACAGUGAAUUCAUGUCUGUGUACCUUCUUUUCACCCAGUCUUGCAUUAUGCUGUGCCUUGUCUAUCCAUGUAGCUAUCUGAUCAUUUUUCUUUAGAUUUUUUUACUUCUAGAGAAUCAUUUUUUUAAAGAUUGAAGGAUUUUUUUCAUGCUGUCAGUUACUAAUCCCAAGGAAUAUCCCUUUACAGGUUGGGCAAUGCAUGCACAUGCUCUGUCGGUCCCACUGGCCUCCGUAGCCUCGUCGCCGUAUCGUUCCUCUUUAAACUUGCAACAUAUACAAUUAAGGAAUUGUAUAUUUUUUAUAGCUACCUGGGGACAAAUGCAUGAAAACAACCGGGAUCAUGCUUAAACAUCAACUGUAUCUGACUUAAAAAGUGCAGUUUUGGCCUUUGCAUUGUGUUAAUCAUUCAGUCCCACAGCAAACUCGUUCUACAUAGUGGCUGGCUGUUGCAUUUUAGACGUGUCAGCAGUUUUUGGGUUUUGUGAGUGUUGUGGCAAAUCAUACGUUUUCUCAUAGCCAGGCAAUUCGUGACCAUUUACGCACAGAGAGCGCUCUAUCAAAAUGUAUCAAAAUGUGCUCUUGUAAUUAAUGAUGACAGCGACAGUUCAAAAGCUGCAGUUACCGUCUUUGUCAGGAUAAUGGAGCCCUGUUCAGAGUAAAGAGUGCUGCUCCCUGAUCAGUGUUUAUCUGGACUUGGGCAUUUUUACGUUUUCAGUAUGUGUAGACAGCAUUAUUCCUUAUGCAGAAAACAGCAUAUGCACAUAAGCUAUGCUGGCCCUAGCACUGUGCCCUGAGGCACACCGCAAGGAAUUUAAUAUAGACAAUGUUCUUUUAUUCACUCCGCAGCUCAGAAAUGAUGUGAUGUUCUGUAAAACAGUUAUCAUUUCUCAAGCUAAACCUCCUGCAAACAAAAAAUGUUUUUAUUAUUGAAAGCUAUUUAGAUUUAGAACCCAAAGUUCAAACUUCCAGUGCCUCAGUUAUGGAAACUGAUGAAAGCAAAAUAAUUGUUCUGCAGUGUGUGUGUGUGUGUGUGUGUGUGUGUGUGUGUGUGUGUGUGUGUGUGUUUGUGCAUGCUGAACAGAAUCAUGGGUAAGGUUAAGCACAGUGUAUCACUGGUUUACCCAAUUUAACCAGCCCGGUGGAGUUGUUGUCCAUGAGAUGGAGCUGUAGCUCUGAGCUAUUAAAUCCAAUGUAUUUUUCAAAAGCUGUUAGAAGUGACACCACCUACACCUUUUUUUACUUAUAUGUGCAAAAGCUUCAGAGAGCAUUCUUUUCUUGGGAACAUUCUUGUUUUGUCUCCUGAUGGACACCAGCUCCACUGGGCAGUUUUAAGCGGCUGAUUAGAUGUUCAUAUGUCAGCUUGCAUAUACAGUGGCAAUGUUUUACCUGUGAAUAAGUGCAGAUUUUGUGAUGAAACUGGUAUAGAACGGCUAUUUUAUGUGUGAUUGUCUGUGUGUGUGUGUGUGUGUGUGUGUGUGUGUGUGUGUGUUGGCAGGUUGUGUUGCGCUGGUGAUGUUUUCUUACUUACUCUGAUUCACUACCAGAGGGAGUUGUAUUAGCCAUGGGCAGAAGUGGGGAAGUGGGGUAUUUCUGGGAAAAGGGGGUAGAUCUGAAUGGAGUGACAAAAGAAUCUUGUGGGUGGUCGU
Messenger RNA from Pygocentrus nattereri (red-bellied piranha), 4142 nucleotides. It is a transcript of the gene slc7a5, whose product is annotated as solute carrier family 7 member 5. The coding region runs from base 215 to 1786 and encodes 523 amino acids. NCBI's taxonomy places the organism in Eukaryota, Metazoa, Chordata, Actinopteri, Characiformes, Serrasalmidae. Gene Ontology annotation, molecular function: neutral L-amino acid transmembrane transporter activity; L-amino acid transmembrane transporter activity. Gene Ontology annotation, cellular component: membrane. The transcript is spliced from 10 exons. Gene Ontology annotation, biological process: amino acid transmembrane transport; neutral amino acid transport. The record is from RefSeq and is a predicted model, not a curated record.